AUGCUACACUCGGUUUUCCUUCUUUCUCUGCUUUCGAGUACGGCCUUUGCCGAGCUUUCGAAAAGCAACUUGAAGACUUAUGUUGGAAGCCUAGAGCUUUCGACUCCUUUCUCGCCAAUCAAGGAUGACUACCGCACUGGACUACCACACCACCACCGCACGCCUUUUGCGGUCUCACCGGAUGGAAAGUCGGCAUAUCUCGCAUACCUUGGGGCAUCAGGAAAGGGAGUCCAUGUACAGAAGGUUGAUCCUGUUACCUUCAAGGCCGUCGGAGAUGCUGUGACGGUGAGUUGCGCAAAGGAGGCCGGCGGUCUCGUCGCUCAUAAUGAUGGAUUCGCCCUUCUUACCAACGAGCCCAUGGAUGCCGGAACGCAAAAAGCACCUCCUAAAGGAGAUCCAGUAGCUGUAAUCUACCGUUGGACACGCGGAAAGCGAGCUUUUAAGACAUUCCUUGGUGGUCCGGACAAUGUCGGUGAGGCAGGCGCAGUGUGUUCACCCUAUCUGAAUGGUGAUCUUGCUUAUUCCGAGGACACUGGCAUGUAUGGAGCCUAUUUUGUUGUCACCAGUUACGAUGGCCCUGCACAGGGCCACUUUGGUGAUUCUAUACAAUACAUCAACGAUAACGGCACCAUUCAGAAAAUCGAGGGCGCCACUAAAAACUGGGGGUGCUCAUUCAACACUGGCAUUGCACUUGCGGCUUCUGCCUCCGCACCUUUUGCCAGUGUUUGCGCUGACGACCAGGGCGGAAUCUGGCUUAACACAGGUGGUACUGGAAUGGACAAGACUGGUGUGAAGGUCUCGAACGAAUACGCUAGGAACGGUGCUUCGAACGAGCCCAUGGGAGGCGUCUCUGGUUCCUACAGCAGUCUUACGCGCUUCAUCAACAAGGACUCGUACAUAUUCACCUGGGUAUCGCGCGGUUCCAAGGAUUUGACAGAGAACAAGCAACUGGGCGAAGGAUACACGACUUCCUCGUACCGCACCAAGAACCGUAACGUCGCUAUCGCUACCUUUUCCGACAAGAAGACCCUGGUCGGCAAGCAAGCCACUAACCAGCCCGGACCCGAUGGCGACUCGCAAGUUAACUGGAUCACAACUGGAUCUUCUGAUUGCCAGAAUGCCCAUGUAGCCGCUUUUGAUGGUUCAAACGCACUCGUCACAUGGGAAGAGAUUGCGGAGCCAACUUGCAACUUCCCAGCUAUGGGCUGCCAGGGUGAAUUCUCGGGCACUUACUUCCAGCUCGUCAAGGAUGGCAAGAAGGUUGGCGAGCCGAUCAAGUCUAUGGAUGUGUAUGUUGCUGGAGACAUGGUCACCAUGGCUGAUGGCCGUAUCUGCUGGCCUUAUGUUGAUAUGAGCUGGUCCCUCAACGGUCCUGUUGCCGAUCGAAAGACGACCAAUGCUAUCAGCUUCGCAUGCAUUUCAUCU
Messenger RNA from Bipolaris maydis ATCC 48331, 1425 nucleotides. RefSeq lists its product as uncharacterized. NCBI's taxonomy places the organism in Eukaryota, Fungi, Ascomycota, Dothideomycetes, Pleosporales, Pleosporaceae. The record is from RefSeq and is a predicted model, not a curated record.